AUGUUGAUUUCCAUUUUUUCUUCUUGCAGAAGUAUGAAUCACCAUUUUGUGGAAAUUGGAAUGAGUUUUGCAUUGCUCGCCAUUAUUGUAACCCACUUAACGACCGCAGCGCCCUCGCCGUACGUCGAGUCGGACAUGGCGCACUCACUAAACAAAUACAAACAGCAGUUGAUGAACGCACUACGAAAGCGGAGCGACGACGACGAGGCGACUAAUCAAGUGUUGACCGCGAGCGCCCGGCACUUUAUCAGCUCUGCCUUUCACAAAAAGAGAUCGGGGCUAUCUGCACAGAAGAAGAGGGACUUGGAUCUAGCCGGCAGGGACGACGAUGCCAGCAAACGUAGAGGGGCCUGGUACUAUGAUUAUGGACUCGGAGGGGGCCGAUUUGGAAAGCGAAAAGAUUACGGCUAUACAGAUGACUAUGGUAUUGGUGGAGGUCGUUUCGGACGAGAUGUCGACCAUGUGGAUCUUUUGGACGCCUAA
Acanthosepion pharaonis is the source of this 483-nucleotide messenger RNA. Lineage: Eukaryota; Metazoa; Mollusca; Cephalopoda; Sepiida; Sepiidae. The record is from the annotation of a GenBank genome assembly.